Daktulosphaira vitifoliae (grape phylloxera) is the source of this 3102-nucleotide messenger RNA. RefSeq names its product neurofilament heavy polypeptide-like. The record is from RefSeq and is a predicted model, not a curated record. NCBI's taxonomy places the organism in Eukaryota, Metazoa, Arthropoda, Insecta, Hemiptera, Phylloxeridae. Bases 141 to 2873 code for a protein of 910 amino acids. The transcript has 3 exons.
AAGCAUCAGCAAUAGUAUACCUAGCAGAGUUUCAGUGUGUCAGUUCUCAGUGCUGUUUCACCGUUUUAAUUUCAUUAGUGUAGUAUUUGUUACAUUUGAGUAUAAAAGUCCUUAAUCAAGUGUAAAAAACGUGGAACCUCAUGAAGAUUUUAGCGUUGCUCGUGAGUUGUGCUUUGCUAGCCUCACGAUUAACUGGAGCUUCUCCAAUAGCAGCAGACGAUGAAACGCCAGAUAUUUCAUCUGUUCCUACUACUGAAGUGCCGGCAACAAUUUCUGUCGACACUACCACUAAAAUAACUGAAAUAAAUUCUACCGAAUGUACUACUGAUGUUCCUGUAACAAGUCCUGCCGAAACUACUUCUGAAGUGCCUGUAACAAGUCCUGCCGAAACUACUUCUGAAGUGCCUGUAACAAGUCCUGCCGAAACUACUUCUGAAGUGCCUGUAACAAGUCCUGCCGAAACUACUUCUGAAGUGCCUGUAACAAGUCCUGCCGAAACUACUUCUGAAGUGCCUGUAACAAGUCCUGCCGAAACUACUUCUGAAGUGCCUGUAACAAGUCCUGCCGAAACUACUUCUGAAGUGCCUGUAACAAGUCCUGCCGAAACUACUUCUGAAGUGCCUGUAACAAGUCCUGCCGAAACUACUUCUGAAGUGCCUGUAACAAGUCCUGCCGAAACUACUUCUGAAGUGCCUGUAACAAGUCCUGCCGAAACUACUUCUGAAGUGCCUGUAACAAGUCCUGCCGAAACUACUUCUGAAGUGCCUGUAACAAGUCCUGCCGAAACUACUUCUGAAGUGCCUGUAACAAGUCCUGCCGAAACUACUUCUGAAGUGCCUGUAACAAGUCCUGCCGAAACUACUUCUGAAGUGCCUGUAACAAGUCCUGCCGAAACUACUUCUGAAGUGCCUGUAACAAGUCCUGCCGAAACUACUUCUGAAGUGCCUGUAACAAGUCCUGCCGAAACUACUUCUGAAGUGCCUGUAACAAGUCCUGCCGAAACUACUUCUGAAGUGCCUGUAACAAGUCCUGCCGAAACUACUUCUGAAGUGCCUGUAACAAGUCCUGCCGAAACUACUUCUGAAGUGCCUGUAACAAGUCCUGCCGAAACUACUUCUGAAGUGCCUGUAACAAGUCCUGCCGAAACUACUUCUGAAGUGCCUGUAACAAGUCCUGCCGAAACUACUUCUGAAGUGCCUGUAACAAGUCCUGCCGAAACUACUUCUGAAGUGCCUGUAACAAGUCCUGCCGAAACUACUUCUGAAGUGCCUGUAACAAGUCCUGCCGAAACUACUUCUGAAGUGCCUGUAACAAGUCCUGCCGAAACUACUUCUGAAGUACCUGUUACAGUUUUUUCCGAGACUACCACAAAAAUACCCGUAGUAGUUACUGACGAGACUGGAAAAGAAACAAUUUUAACAACACCUAUUUCAAUUUUUGAUUUUCUCGAGACAGUAAUAAAUAAAACCGAGGAAACAACAUCAACUCCACGCGCUGAAGUCCUCGUUAACCUAAAGGAGGUGCAGACUGAAGAAGAAGUUGUCGUUAGUACGCCACCGUCGUCUGAUCAAACCGAUAUUGUGAUUACCGCUACCAAAGCAGAUGAUACCAAUGUAAAUGUGUCGUCUAAUAUGGUCAAAGAAAAAUUAAGUGAACAAAUUCGAAAAGUCCUGUUACAUUACCAAAGACCUGAUCCGAUUGGAUUUCCUGGAGCACCAAUACCGGAAUCACUUUCCAUACCACCGAUGAGGAAGAACUUUGGAAUGGCCGAUAUGACGUUUACUAAUAUGACAAUACACGGAUUAUCCAAAUUUACAGUAGAACGAGUUAAUACAGAUCUAGAUAAUAUGCAGGUGUACGUACUUUUAAAAAUUCGAAGACUGUAUAUUUUGGGCAAUUACACAAUGAAAACAUGGUUCAGUCGACCAGCAGCUGGACCAUUCAAUGUGACGUUGAUUGAUGUAGACGCUGAAGCAGCAGCCGCACUUGAACCCGAUGCUGAUGGUUACCUGCAAACCAAUGAAACAGAAAUGGAUAUGCAGUUUGCUGAUUGUAACUUGGACUUUAAGAACUUAGGCUUUAUGGCAUCCGUAUUUCAAGGUAUGAUUAGUACAGUUGGUUCAGUGUUAUUUGACGGUAUAAAACCAUUCAUUAUCAACGAAGUGAACACAAACAUGAGAGCUGACAUCAACAAUCAAAUCAAAACUAUAACCAGUAAAUUGCCUAAAAUGAAAAUGCCGGUCACGGAUAUGGCUGUGAUCGAAGGUCGCAAAUAUGUGAUGCGAAUGGGCUACGACCCGUACCGGUUGACGGAUCGUAAAAUCAAAGAAGGUCCGUUUUCAUUUACCAUAAGCAAUCUUACAGUUUAUGGACUGUCCAAAUUCCGAAGAGUUGGUGAAAUUGGCGUGAGUCUUCGUGGUCACGUGUUACAGUUGACGGCACAUGUUAUCACGAGUAAAAUACAUGGGUCUUUAAAUUGGGCAUACGAGCUAGUCCUAACAAAGAACUUUAAUCGGACGGGUAUGACCAACUUUACCAUAGAUCAUUUACAGGUCCGAGCUGUAGUAAAUCAAUCGUUGGACAUCCGCGAGAAGCCGAUACUGCACAAACUUGACAUUGAGGUUGGAAAUAUAAACAUCUUAAUGGACCGACAGGUACCAUUAGAUUAUGUGGUUGAAAUAGCUGUCAACUCGUUACCGCCGUUGUUAAGACACAUCAUCGUUGACGCAUUGGAAGAACCUAUAAAGAUAAAAGUUCAGACCUUACUUAAUGACAUUAGAGUAGACCAAAUGGUCGAAGAACGGUUACCCGAGUUAGACAACUUAACAAAUAAUGAACAGCAAACACAGCAACAACAACAGCAGCGGAAAUGAUAUUUACCUAUAAAAAUUUCAACAUCGGAGUUGUAUAAAAAAGGUUUAAUCGUUGAGUUCAUACAGUGAGACUAAUUUUAAUUGUUUUUCUCACUAAGAAUAUUAUUUCUUAAUUAUUGCUAUUUAUUUAUUUUUUUGUUAAUUUUAUUUGAAUUUUAUAAUACGUAUUUUUACAAUCAAUUAUACCUUGAAGAGCAUUUUUUUAUAGUACAUUAUUUUUAUUCUAAUG